Messenger RNA from Nicotiana attenuata, 933 nucleotides. RefSeq lists its product as uncharacterized. The record is from RefSeq and is a predicted model, not a curated record. The transcript has 2 exons. Bases 1 to 933 code for a protein of 310 amino acids. Lineage: Eukaryota; Viridiplantae; Streptophyta; Magnoliopsida; Solanales; Solanaceae.
AUGGCAGACAAAUUCGUCACCGCCCACGCAGGAGCCAAAAAGGCAGAAGCUAGGGUAAAUGAUAUAUUUGUCGUAAGACAGAUGCACGACGAGGGACUUAGGGACUUCUUAGCUCGGUUCAACAGGGUGAGAAUGAGCUUGCUGAAUGUGUCAGAAGGAAUGGCAGUAGCAGCCUUCCAGAACGGAUUAAAUAGAAACGGGUCGAGAGCGACCAGAAAAUUGCUAAGCAGGCUCAUGAAAUACCCUCCAACUACUUGGGAAGAAAUCCAUAAUGCCUACUGCACCGAGGUACGAGCCAACGAGGAAGAGCUCAACGGUCCGACCCAACGGCUGACGUCACUUCAAACUGAAGCAAGGAAAUAUCGUCGCAACGACGAUCGAAGAGAUCAGUUGGGACCCCGCCUCGGUCGGGAGAGGCAUCAACACUAUGUUAGGACGUCUCCCCCGCCUCCACCAUGGCACACGGAUGCUCCUCCUCGAUAUACAGCACCAUAUCGACACGAGAAAGGUAUGCCUCCACUCCUAUCCGCUCACAAUUUUCGUAUUUAUCCUUCAGAAAUAGUGUACGCCCUAGAGAAACUCGGUCCAAAGGUGCAAUGGCCGCAAAAGAUGAGGUCAGACCCCAGCACUCGGAAGUCGAGUGCUUUUUACCGAUUUCACCAAGAAAGGGGUCACAAAACCAAAGAUUGCAUAGGACUACGACAGGAUAUAGUACGAAUGUUAAGCCAGGGACAUCUGAAAGAGUUGCUGAGCGAUCGAGGACGGGAUAACUUUGCCCGCGGACGCGAACAGCCCCAAGGACCUCCAAAACCGCCUUAUCCCGCUCACACCGUACAAAUGAUCAUCGGUGGGGGCGAUGGCGCAACAAUCAAUCAUGUCAAGUUCACCACCACACAUAAACUCAAACGAUCAAUCACCCAUGAACGAUACUGA